AACCUAAUAUGGCGAUAAGUAAUUGCCCGUUCACAGUUCCCAGUUCCCAGUUUCCCUUCCCACUCACCAAGUAGCAUUAUAAGUAGAACACCUUUCUGCUCCCAAAACACAAAUUACAGCAUCUCAGAAUCAUGAAGACUCCAACCAUUUCCACCCUCAUAUUCUUUCUUUUUACUGUCUUUUCGUGCUCGUGUGCAGCUUCUGCUGACGGAAACGUCCAUGGUUUUCUUCUAUGUCUCAAGGAAGAAUUUCAAAACUAUUCCUCAAUUUCUAGCCUUGUUUACACCCCUAUCAACUCUUCUUACCAGUCUGUCCUUGAUUUUUCAAUCCGAAACAAAAGAUUCAUGUCAGAUUCCACCCCGAAACCAUUAGUGAUAAUAACCCCCGAGUACGAGUACCAAGUUGCCCCUAUUAUCUACUGUGCCAAACACAAUCAAUUGCAAAUUAGAACUCGAAGUGGCGGCCAUGAUUUUGAAGGACUGUCUUAUGUAUCUGAAGUCCCAUUUGUGAUCAUUGAUUUGCUGAACUUCAGUGAAAUAACAGUUGAUGCUGAGCAGAAAACUGCAUGGCUUGGAGCUGGUGCAACCAUUGGCAUGUUAUAUUAUAAUAUCGCGAUUAAAAGCCCAAAACUGGCGUUUCCAGCCGGUUUUUCCCCAACUGUUGGUGUUGGCGGACACUUCAGUGGGGGAGGCUGGGGUGUAUUGCUCAGGAAAUACGGCCUAGCUGCAGAUAACGUUAUUGAUGCUAGGAUAGUAGAUGUUAAUGGCAGGAUUCUCGACAGAAAAUCGAUGGGUGAGGACUUAUUCUGGGCCAUUAGGGGUGGUGGAGGUUCAAGUUUCGGCGUAAUUCUUGCAUGGAAAGUACGAUUGGUAGAUGUUCCAGAAACGGUCACUGUUUUCACUAUCUACAGGGAUUUGGACCAAAAUGCCACUCAACUCAUUCAUCGCUGGCAGUACGUCGCGCCUAACUUCGAUGAAGACUUAUUCCUCAGAAUCGUGGCUAGAAGAAACGUCAGCGAGGGUGGAAGGAUGACCAUUCGUGCAGCAUUUAACUCUGUUUUUCUUGGUGGUGUCGACAGACUGCUUGCGGUGAUGCAAGAAAAAUUCCCCGAAUUGGGCUUAGUAAGAGAUGACUGCAUAGAAAUGAGCUGGAUCCAAUCCAUCCUGUAUAAUACCGGAUUUCCCAUAGACUCACUUGAACCUUUGCUCGACAGGUAUCAGCCUGAUGUAGGAUACUACAAAGGAAAAUCAGAUUAUGUGCAGGAACCGAUGCCCAUAAGCGGGUUUGAAGGCGUAUGGAGACUGUUCUAUGAACCAGAAGGCAGCGAAGCAGAGUUCUUGUUGACCCCAUAUGGUGGAAAAAUGGCUGAAAUUCCGGAUAAUGCAACUCCAUUUCCUCAUAGGGCUGGUUAUCUUUACAAGGUGCAUCAUAUGGUGUUCUGGGAAGCAAAAGACGCACAUAAUGCUCACAAGUAUAUAAGUUGGAUUAGAAGGCUUUACCGUUACGUGACUCCUUAUGUUACCAAGUCCCCUCGGGGAGCUUAUUUCAAUUAUAGAGAUCUUGACAUUGGAGUGAAUAACAAUGAAGGGCCGAUAAGUAUUGCAACAGCAAGAGUUUGGGGCGCCAAGUAUUUCAAUAAAAAUUUCAAUCGAUUGGUUCAGGUGAAAACUAGAGUUGAUCCAAAAAAUUUCUUCAGGGAUGAACAAAGCAUUCCCCCAAGGCGAUGGUGGACAGGUAAAGAGGACAUAUAAGAUCAUAUUCAUGAGGAACAUUACGUGGUCAUGCAGACUUCCAGGAUAUGUUUCCUUUAAUUUGAAUCCAUACUGCUUUGUGUUUCUUUUGUCUUUCUUUAGCAAUAAUUUAUGCUAUAUCAUAUCGUACGAAUAAAUCUGUUGUGUUGGUGAAAACAACUGAAGAUGUGGUUGUCUGGAUACUGAAAAAAGACUAGCUAUGUUAUGCUUCAAUCCUGUUCUUUGUGCA
This is a messenger RNA of Sesamum indicum (sesame), 1980 nucleotides long. Its product is annotated as tetrahydroberberine oxidase. Lineage: Eukaryota; Viridiplantae; Streptophyta; Magnoliopsida; Lamiales; Pedaliaceae. Gene Ontology annotation, molecular function: oxidoreductase activity; FAD binding. The record is from RefSeq and is a predicted model, not a curated record.